This is a messenger RNA of Sinocyclocheilus grahami, 694 nucleotides long. RefSeq lists its product as uncharacterized. The transcript has 4 exons. NCBI's taxonomy places the organism in Eukaryota, Metazoa, Chordata, Actinopteri, Cypriniformes, Cyprinidae. The record is from RefSeq and is a predicted model, not a curated record. The coding region runs from base 14 to 676 and encodes 220 amino acids.
AACAACAGACACAAUGGAGAAAGUCAUUUUCUUCUGUAUUUUUUCUUCCUGGAUUAUGCAAACAGGUUCCAGUGAUGUUUCAGAACAUGAUGUAACUCUAUUAAGAGUCCAGCUAAACAAAAGCAUCAGCCUGAACUGCAACAUGACUGACAGAUAUGAAAUUGCAUGGUUUCACCAGUAUUCUCAACAAUUAAAUCAACUGCUAUCUGCAAAGACUAGCAGUGCGUCAGGAAGACUUCUAGUUAUGUACAAUCAAAACUGGAGUCGUCUGAACAUUGAUGAUCACCACGGAGAUGUGGGGAUCACCACAGUCAUGCUAGUUAUCUCUGGAGUAACAGAGUCAGAUUCAGGCCUUUAUUUCUGUGGAACAAAAUCAGAAACGUCAAAGUCUUCAAAGAUGCACUUUGAUAAACCCAUCAGACUACAGAUCGAGGACAAGCUGACAGAUGGAGAGUACAAAACUCAUUCCGUCACAGAUCCGCCAGAGGAUGCUGAGCUCACAGAUGGAGUGACUACAAAAGAGAGGGCAUUGAUGUUCGGUGGUGUUGGUCUGGCUGCGUUGGUGUUUUUUCUGGCUACAGUAAUUGCAGGAGGAAUCAUUCACUAUCGCGGCUGGCAGAAAGGAUGGACCGCAGCCAAACGCUCAUCUCUCAUGAAUCACAAAUCAGCUAAAUAACUUCUGGUUUAUUUCAUA